AUGCCUCCGAUGCCGCCCAGUGCCCAACGGCAUGUGAAGAUGGGAAUGUUGAUGGGAGGAACUGUCGGAGGCAUAAUGGGGUUCAUUUAUGGCACCGUCACUAUCUUCCAGUAUGGCGCAGGACAAGCGGGCGUCAUGCGAACGUUGGGCAAAUAUAUGGUGGGCUCAGGAGCAACAUUCAGCGUCUUCAUGGGCAUCGGCAGCAUCAUUCGCACGGAUACAACUCGCCAGGGCGCCUCAGUAUGGGCCCGAUCGCAUUACCCACCUCUAGUACACCCGAGAAGAGAUCGACUACCAGCUCCAAAGCAGCGAUGA
Molecule: messenger RNA, 315 nt
Organism: Exophiala viscosa
Lineage: Eukaryota; Fungi; Ascomycota; Eurotiomycetes; Chaetothyriales; Herpotrichiellaceae
Product: reactive mitochondrial oxygen species modulator 1-domain-containing protein
Exons: 5
Coding region: 1-315 (104 amino acids)
Biological process (GO): protein import into mitochondrial matrix; protein insertion into mitochondrial inner membrane
Cellular component (GO): TIM23 mitochondrial import inner membrane translocase complex
Source: RefSeq, a predicted model, not a curated record